This is a messenger RNA of Neltuma alba, 834 nucleotides long. RefSeq lists its product as uncharacterized. NCBI's taxonomy places the organism in Eukaryota, Viridiplantae, Streptophyta, Magnoliopsida, Fabales, Fabaceae. The transcript has a single exon. Bases 1 to 834 code for a protein of 277 amino acids. The record is from RefSeq and is a predicted model, not a curated record.
AUGAUAAGUGAAGCCUCCAUAAUCAUCUUCCUUGCAGCCUUUGCUCUAGUUUCAAAUUUUAUGGGAGUUUUCCAUACCGGAUAUUUAUUUAGUGAAUCCUGCGGACAAGUGUUCAACGUCCCAACAAAUAGAUAUCAUGAUAAAGGCAAUUGCAGCGAUCCAAGUUACGAACUAGUGUGUGAGAAUAACCGAAGUGUGUUGUAUGUAAACUAUGGGAGGCAUUUAAUAGAGGCCAUUUAUGCCACUAACUCCACCACUGCUCUCCAAUCCAUCACCGCUGGACUUGACAUCAACAAUUGCCCAGCGAUCUCUCGUCAAUCCCUCGCAUACAAUAACUUCAGCCAAGCUUUCACAGCCAAAGAGACAGAACUCGACUCCAAGAAUAACCACUUCAAUUAUUAUGUGGGAGGAUUAGUGUUUGUCGGCUGCCAAAAUCCACUCUCUCCUGAUCGCUAUCCGGGUUUAGUGGCGCUUUGUACUAACGAAGCGCCCGAAACGCUUCAUCCUUUUGUGCUGACGUGGUAUUCCUCAAGUAUCUCUGGAGUGCCAGAGUCAUGCAGAAUAGAUUUGAUAGUGAAGGUGGUGCCAUGGGGACCAAUGGCGUGUAAUGAGAGUUGUUCAUAUCCGAAAGUUCAGAGGCAAGAGGUAAAAGGGAUUGAGGUCAGAUGGCGCCCAAAUCGUUGUGGAGUGUGGGACGCAGGGCCGCAGCCUGACUGUUGGUUUGAAAAUGCCACUAAUAUGGUUCUUUGUCCUUCCCAAGACUACGGUGCGGCAAUUUGUCUUGUGAACCUUAUUUUCGGUGAGCUUCAUGGAUAUAGUUUUCAUGGAAUAUAG